ACCUCCCAGCCGAGUGCAACCAACUCAAGAAAUUUUUUUUAUUGUUUUUUAACAAAUCUCCAACACAAUGUCUUUCAUCACACGGGAAUACAAGUUUGAGAGCAGCAUGGUGCAGCAGAAAUCAGAUCAGCACACGAUGGCCAUGCGGAGUCUGAAGAAACUCGUCAAACCACUGCUGCGGCUAGUGAAGAAAAAGCAGCUACUGCGGAAGACUCUGGCCGAGAUCCAGAACCAGAACGACAUCAACGCCUCGCUGGAGGACAUGCGCAAAGAUCCCGCCGUCAGCUGCGACAACAUGGCCAACGAGCAACUGGAGCAGCGCCUCUACAACGAUCUGAAGCAGUGCCCCAGCAACGUGGCAAUGAUCGUGCAGCAGGGUCAGCAGCAGCACGUCGUCCCCGUCCAGCCCGAGCAGACCUUCAUCCCGGUCCACUUUGCCCGCACCAGCAGCGGCACCUUCUUCUGGACCACUGCCGAGGGUGCCCGCCAGCACCAGGAGCAACAGUUGCGCCAGCAGUUCGAUCGCUGGGUUCAGGCCUAGGAAUCCCACUUGAAUCCACUGGCAAAGGAGACCCUAUCCAAUUGGACGGCAGCUUUAAAUGCAAGUGUCCCAUUCCCGUCCAUUGCACGGAUGGGAAAUGGCCGAGCUUCGCAGGAUCGUAAUCUCAGGGUGAUAUUAGGUAUAGAUUGGAUUCUUUGGUUCCUCCCAAGGAAAUGCAACUCUAAUUGAUAUUCAAUUAUUAUCACAAUCAAUUGUAACUAUAUAAAUACUUGUGAUGUCUUGUGUCUUAUUAGAAUUAGGGUUUAGUCUUAGGAAAAUCAUUGUCUUCCAUGUUUGUUUGUUAGGGUCAUAGUAUAAGUACCUAGGCUAAUAAU
Drosophila miranda is the source of this 876-nucleotide messenger RNA. It is a transcript of the gene Tom, whose product is annotated as enhancer of split malpha protein. The record is from RefSeq and is a predicted model, not a curated record. The transcript has a single exon. Gene Ontology annotation, biological process: Notch signaling pathway; sensory organ development. NCBI's taxonomy places the organism in Eukaryota, Metazoa, Arthropoda, Insecta, Diptera, Drosophilidae. Bases 68 to 541 code for a protein of 157 amino acids.